AUGACCAAGGACCAAGGACCAAAGACCUGGGACCAAGACCUGGGACCAAAGACCAAAGACCAAGGACCGCCAAGGACCAAAAUCAGGACCAGCAAGGACCAGCAAGGACCAUGGACUGAGACCAGGACCAGGACCAAGGGCAAGUUCAAGGACCAAGACCAGCAAGGACAAGGGGCCCAGGACCAAGGUCCCAGGACCAAGGACCAGCAGGACCAGGACCAGGACAGCAAGGACAAGGGCCCAAGGGCCAAGGUAGGGAGACCAGGUAGAGACCAAGGACAACAAGGACCAGAGACCAGGGCCAACAAGGACCAACAGGACCAAGGUCCCACAGGACCAGGACCAACAAGUACAAGACCAGAGACCAACAAGGACCAGCAAGGACCAGGACCAUAG
This is a messenger RNA of Dalotia coriaria, 396 nucleotides long. RefSeq names its product eukaryotic translation initiation factor 3 subunit A-like. The transcript is spliced from 2 exons. Lineage: Eukaryota; Metazoa; Arthropoda; Insecta; Coleoptera; Staphylinidae. The coding region runs from base 1 to 396 and encodes 131 amino acids. The record is from RefSeq and is a predicted model, not a curated record.